CACACAAGGAAUUUGUCUCCGGUAGUUGCAGCAGUGGAGUGGUCCUUACUGCACACACGCACCCUCCUUGUACGAAUGUGUGCAUCUGCGUCUGAGGGUCUUCGCUGGAGUAAGCCCACACACUGCGCGGCGCGUGCGGGGCGGUGAUGCCUCCACAAGCGCAUCACAGGACGACAAAAGCCCUCCGCUAUAGACGCAGCGUUUGCUUGACUCUCAGGAGAAGAAGAAGAAGAAGCAGGGAAGCCUUCUCUUGAUCGUCUUUGGAGCAAUGUAGUGGAGAAGAGGACGGGGGGGCGGGGGGGGGGCUUCUCCACCGGUGCAGGCGGGAGGUGGCGGAGACGACCGCGGCCGCUCGAGGAGCACCGCCGCACGGAUAUGAGCGCCCUCAAAGUGCAGGCGUUAGUUUAAUUUGAGGAUGGAGCCCGCGGAGGUGUUGGUGUUCGCCUCGGUGCUGGCCAUCAUCGUGGUGUCGCUGCUGUCCAACGUCCUGGUGCUGAUCUGCUUCGUGUACAGCCCCGAGAUCCGCAAGCAGGCUCCGGGGCUCUUCAACCUCAACCUGACCUUCUGCAACCUGUUGCUCACCGUGGCCAACAUGCCGCUGACGCUGGCCGCCCUGGCGAGCCGCGCUCAGCCGGGCGGCGACGCCUUGUGCCAGGCGGCCGGCUUCCUGGAGACCUUCCUGUCCACCAACUCCAUGCUGAGCAUGGCGGCGCUCAGCAUAGACCGCUGGGUCGCGGUGGUCUUCCCGCUGCGCUACCACUCCAAGAUGCGCCACCGGGACGCCGCCUUGGUGCUGGGCUACACCUGGGCGCACUCCAUCGGCUUCUCCAUGGCCGCCACCUGCCUGUCGUGGCUGGGCUACCACCGCCUGUACGCCGCCUGCACCCUGGCGGCGCCGAGGGACCGGGCGAGCGGCCGGACGCAGUUCGUGGUCUUCACGGUCCUCUUCCACUCGUUCACCUUCCUGCUGUCGUUCGUCGUGCUGUGCGUCACUUACCUCAAAGUGCUCAAAGUGGCCCGCUUCCACUGCAGGAGGAUAGACGUCAUCACCAUGCAAACCCUCGUGCUGCUGGUCGACAUCCACCCAAGUGUUCGACAGCGCUGCCUGGAGGAGCAGAGGCGGCGGCGGCAACGAGCCACCAGGAAGAUCAGCACCUUCAUCGGCACCUUCAUGCUCUGCUUCGCUCCCUACGUCAUCACGAGGAUCGUGGAGUUGUUCCCGGCGGUGCCCAUCAGCCCCCACUGGGGUACGGUGUCCAAGUGCUUGGCGUACAGCAAGGCGGCGUGCGACCCCUUCGUGUACUCGCUACUGCGCCACCAGUACCGCAAGACGUGCGGCGACAUCGUGGACCGGCUGCUCAAACGCAGCCGCUCCUUGAACGAGUCGGGGCGGGGCCUCGGGGGCCGAGGCGGCGCUUUGCCCAGGGCGGAGUGAGCGGAGGGGUUGCCGUGACGACCAUCCGGGGGGGAAUCGGCUUGGGAAGCGCCGCGGAUUAAGCGCGGGUGCGCAACCGCCUCGUGGGGUCGGAGAGUAGCUGGACUGGAUCUUACAGCACAUUACUACAGUGAGUUAUUGAAAGAAGAGUGGUAUGUAGCACUCAACACUCAUGAUCCCGUAAUUGUACUCCAGUGAAUCUUAAUCCAGAUUAUUUCAGGUACCAAGACUUUUAUUCCUCUACAAGUGGAUGGUAUACUACAAUUCUGCUUAUUUUAUGCUUCCACGGACUGUGGCUUUGUGUUGGGCUGAUUGGACUCAUUCUGGGCCUUCAGGUAGUUUUUAUUCGUCGACACAAAGGUGAAGACUUCAAGAAAGAUCAUCCGUAAAACCAAAUGCAGACCUUUGUUGUCCUGUUGGGUGGAGGGCAGGGGUCACCAACAGGCAGCCCCCUAGGACCACAUGAGUAGCAUGCAGGCCUGUUCUAAAAAUAGCUCGGCAGUGAUGGGACGUUGUGAUUUCCUAGGAAUGGUGUUGAAGUGGUCAUUUGAAAAUGUCAACACUAGCAAAGAUUUAUAGAAAUACACAGUUGCAUAUUGAUAGUUAUUUUUCCUAUCUUGUUGAAAUCAUUGUUGAUAAUUAUUGUGAUAACUCAUUGACAUGAUCAGUGUCUUCACUUAGAUGAAUAUCAUUUGUUACUGAAUAUAACAUAUACUGUAGUUAAAGUUAAUUAGAGCAAAUGUGUUAUUACAGAAGUGUGUAUCAAGCUGGCUCUCCGUUUCGCAAAGGUCACUGACCCCUGGUGUGGGGUAAUAGUCAUAAUCAUAAUAAAUUCAAUUUAUACAACGCUUUACGUAUUACACAACACAAAACUAAACAAAACAGAGGACUGACUAACAACACUUAAAGGUGGCAAACUAUUGGCCAAAGGCCUUGGCAAACAGGGGCACAAUACAAUAAAACAAAGUGUAGGGAGGAAGCUGUUUCAUACAAAUAAAGAAACAGUGGACCCCUGCAUACUUGCGAUUGGGCUCCUGCGGCUUCACCUAUUUGCAGAUUCGAAAAAAAUACAUGAU
This is a messenger RNA of Phyllopteryx taeniolatus (common seadragon), 2511 nucleotides long. Its product is annotated as G-protein coupled receptor 26-like. Gene Ontology annotation, biological process: adenylate cyclase-activating G protein-coupled receptor signaling pathway. Gene Ontology annotation, cellular component: membrane. The transcript has 3 exons. The record is from RefSeq and is a predicted model, not a curated record. Gene Ontology annotation, molecular function: G protein-coupled receptor activity. Lineage: Eukaryota; Metazoa; Chordata; Actinopteri; Syngnathiformes; Syngnathidae. Bases 416 to 1435 code for a protein of 339 amino acids.